Messenger RNA from Charadrius vociferus (killdeer), 4104 nucleotides. RefSeq names its product coiled-coil domain containing 171 (gene CCDC171). The transcript is spliced from 26 exons. NCBI's taxonomy places the organism in Eukaryota, Metazoa, Chordata, Aves, Charadriiformes, Charadriidae. The record is from RefSeq and is a predicted model, not a curated record. The coding region runs from base 1 to 4104 and encodes 1367 amino acids.
AUGAAUUUGUCCUCUCCAGUCAGUUAUGCUGUCAAAGAAGCUAAAUGCUUACAUAAUGCCAAGUGUGAGUCACAGUUACUACGAAAUAGCAAUGAAUCAGAGUUGGACACUGCUGAAGAUCUGAGAAGGAAACUCUGUCAAGCUAAAAAAGAAAAAUUAGACUUAACCAUUAAACACAAUCAAGAACUGUCCAGCUAUGAAAGCCAGAUAGUCAGAUUACGGUCAGAAAUUGAGAAAGGAGAGGCUGUUCGACAAAGUCUGGAGUAUGAAUUGGCAAUUGCCAGAAAAGAUGCUCGUCUGAAAAUGUAUGCUGCAGAAGAGGAGUUAAGUGAUGCAAAGAACAAACUUGUGGAACUGCAAGUAUUGAAUGAAAAACUUCAGCAGAAAGCGGCAGAGACUGAGAAAACAUUUCAUAUUGCUCAGCAGAAGUGGAAAGAACAACAGCAAAGACUUGCAAGUGAGAAGGAUGAUAUCCGCAGAACUUGCAACAGUGAAUAUGAGUUGCUUCUUAAGGAAAGAACCAAACUGGAAAGUGUUUUGCAGGAGCAGAAUAAUGCACUGCAAAAUAUACGCAAGAAAAUGAAAGAUGUGGAGGUGGAACACAAUGGCUGUACUGAGCUGUUGAGGCGCCAGGCCAAUGAGCUUGCAUACAGCGCUGAACGAGAGGAGCGACUUAAAAAAGAACUUGAAGCAGCUACAGUGAGAAUAAAGAAACUGGAAGAAAACAUUGAAGCAGAGAGGGCAGCACAUUUGGAAUCCAAAUUCAAUUCUGAGAUCAUCCAGUUAAGAAUUCGAGACCUUGAAGGAGCUUUGCAGGUGGAAAAAGCCAGCCAAGCAGAAGCUCUCUCUGAUUUAGAAAUGAUCAAGAAAGAGUUCAAAGAGGUAGAAAAUGCAUAUGAGAGAGAAAAACACAAUGCCCAAGAGAACUUGGAAAAACUCAAUGUAUUAGAAAGAGAGUGUUUCUCCACAAACAAGCAAAUGAAUGAGAAGAUUGAGGAAAAGAAGAAGGUAAUUAAAGACCUCUCUGAGAAACUAGGGAAUAGUGAAAAAAACGGCAGAGAAUUACAGGAGGAGCUUGCAAUGGCCAAGAAACACCAGGUCUUUCUAACAGAGACGUAUGAAAACAACAUGAGAGAGCUGGAGUUACUCUUGGACAGCUUUGCUAUGUCAGGCCAGCGGACAGCAGGCACUUGUAAGGACAAAGAUAAACCUCCGAGCCUCUCUGUCCUUGAGACUUUGAGGUGUACCUUGACAGCUUACCAGAACAAGCUGGAAGAUACGUCUAAUGAGCUUGGGAAAAUGAAGGCUCUGUGUGAAAACAUGACAAAAGAACUUGAGAUAUCCAAAGAUAAAAUGUGUGCUUUAAGUCAAGACUUAAAGGAAGCUCAGGAUAACCUAACUGAUGCCAAUAAAGAGUUAAAUCAUCUGCACGCUAAGUGUGCAGACAGAGAGACUUUAAUAGGAACUUUAAAAAUGGAACUACAGAAUGUACGGCAAUGCUGGGAGAAAGAGAAAGUACGUGCCACAGAAUCUGAAAAUGAAAUCCAGAAGCUUACCAGGGCUUACCAGAAGGAUGUGGAGGAGAAGCUAACCUUCCUCCAUAGCUUAUACCAGCGUUUGGUAGCAGGCUGUGUGCUUAUAAAACAACCAGAAGGCAUCCUAGAUAGAUUCUCUUGGUCUGAGCUUUGUGCAGUCUUGCAGGAGAAUGUUGAUGCCCUGAUCUUAGACCUCAACAGGGCUAAUGAGAAGAUAUCUCACCUAGAAUAUGUUUGUAAGAAGAAGUCCAGUACUAUGAAGGAGCUUCAGCAGAGCCAGGAAGAUGCUUUUAGCAAAAUGGCUGACCAGAUGAAAGCACAGGAAAGCUGUUGGCAGAAACAAAAAACGUAUUUGGAACAGCAGUACUCAGGUCUCCUUGGGGAAGUUCAUGCAAGGGCACAGGAAUACCAAGAAACAGCAGAGAAAAACAAGGAAAAAAUCUAUGUCCUUGAAAAAAGACAGGAGAAAUUGGCCCUUGAAAAUGUAUCUGUGAAAAAUAUGUUAAUGCAGGUUCAGAAGGAGCAUUCAUCUCUCCUGGCAGCCUGUGCUCUCUUGGCUAUGUCUUCCCAAAGAGACCUCCUCCAGGAUCAGGUCAACAUUUAUGAAUUAGUGAACCAGGAGAUUAGGACCCUAGUUCAUGCUCUCUCUGAUGUAGAGGAAAACAAUCAAGAUGAAGAAAAUCUGAAGAAAAGAAAAUCCAAAGGCCUGAUUCAUGUAUUCCGAAGAGGUGUGAUUGCAGUUUUGGCAGCUAACAGACUUAAAGUUUUAGCCCAGUCUUCUCGUUCCCUCUUCUCCUGGGUAAAUGGCUUCAAAGAAGGCAUUGGAAUUCUAGUUUGUAUAGGAGAUUCCAAAGACAAGCGUAAUGUGUCAAGUCGUGAAGAGGAACAAAUGCACUGUGUUGAAGAACUCGGCUGGUUUACUAGUUCUGACCUCCUUGCUGCAAUAAUCAGUUCUGUCAGUGAAUUACAGGAUAUUGUAAACAAACCAGAUCCAAAGCCCUGGCUUUCCAGACACUUGCUUGUAAGUGCAGCCAGGAACUCCUUUUCAAGACUUAUGGACAAGCUGAAUGUAAUAAUGGAGACUGUUCCACUAGACAGCAGCAGGAGCAUUAGUUAUCUGGAGAAAGACUCCUUGGUACAGAGGCUGGCGCAUGGACUUCAUAAAAUAAAUACCCAGGCCCUGGAAGCUGGAUUGUGUGACAGACUACCCAUUCUGAAAAGCAUAGCAUCCUUGCAGAAGCAAAUAUUUGAAUUUACACAAAGACUUCAUACGGCAGAAGUGGAACGCCGCUCACUGCGCCUAAAACUUGCAGAAUUCAAAUGGAAUUUCAGUGAGUUGAAAAAAGAAGCUGACAAAGCCCAGAGCCUGCAAGAGCAAUUAAAUCUGUUUAAGCAAUCUAAAUUGAUCACCCAUGAGAGGUUUGAAAGUGCAUGUGAAGAAUUAAAUAAUGCAUUACAUCGGGAGCAUCAAGCACAAGUGCUUUUGAAUGAACAGGCGCAACAGCUGCAGGAGUUAAAUAAUAAACUAGAAUUGCACUCCAGUGAAGAAGCAGAUAAAAAUGAAGUCUUAAGUGAGACUGUAAAGAGACUCUCCGAGGCAAAGAUGGAGCUGAGAAGAAAAGAUCAAUCUCUGCGUCAGCUCAAUAAACUUCUUACCCAGCUGGAGCAGGACAAGCGUCGACUGAAAGAGAGCAUCCAUGAUGCAGAGAGUGCCCUCUGCAUGGCAGCGAAAGACAAAGAACUGAUUAUUAGUCAUAUGAAAUCUGUGGAAGCCACUCUUUGCAAGGUCAGAGAUCAGACCUUGCUGUCACGGACUGCGGCAACCAGGAAUGACUUCACCCUGCAGCUACCCAAACUGCACCUAGAGACCUUUGCAGUGGAAGGGCUGAAGGGCAGGCCAGAGGUUGUAGCAUUUCAGGCCAUGAUUAAAAGUUUUAUGGAUGUCUACCAACUUGCAAGUUCCAGAAUUGACAUGUUAGUGAGAGAAACAGCAUCUCAUCAGCUUCACACUGUAGCCCUAAAGUCCAAGCUCCAAACCGCUUGUCUUCAUGAAAGUGAGAACUUACAAUUGAUGACCACUUGUGUACUAAGGAUUGGGAAGUCUGCCAAACUUGCUGCAGCGAGGUUUGCUUUCACUGGGAUUGAGAGAGCUUUUAGCAAAGAUUAUGCUAGUCCUGUCUAUGAAGGGCUAUGCAGUGGCUUGAUAUGUUACAACGAAAACAAACAACUUGCCCCCACCAGCUCUCCAAUGCCUGUGAUUAAAUGCAGAGCUUUUGAAGAACCGGUCACACUAGUGGGCAGACCUGAAGAGCGUUCAAAGUUUGUUGGUUUUGCAGCAGGAUGCCAGGACUGGCCACGUGGAGUGCAGGCUGAAGAAGACAUACUGAAGGGAAACCUGGCACUAACCCGGGGGACUCUGGGUGGGAGCCAUGCUUCUGGUAACAGAGGAUAUUUUCAGACACCCCAGAUUGCGUCAGGAAGUGGAAGCCAAAUUAUGAACCACAAUAUCGAGCUUUUUCUCACCAAGACCUUUAUUUCUGCAGAAAGGCUUGAAAAUGGCCUUCCCUGA